AUCUACACGUUGAGGGCGCUAUACACAAUUACCAAAGGCGCGCGCCGUUGUAAAUCGUAAAACAUGGCAUGGUAAAUAAAUGCGUUUUCUUCCUAUUUUGUUUUAAUUUCUUCAGACAAGAGUAGGCCGUGGAACUAGCUACCUACACUUCGGGGCAGGAAUGCCUACUUGUGGAAACUGUCGGCAAGAGGUCGACUUUUAUGAGCACGGAGGCCUGUUUUAUUGCAACGAAUGUGACACUCAGUCGCAGGUCAUGCAUGUGAUUGAGGAGGACAGAGACUACAGUGGCUUACAGGGAUUCUCUCAUUUCACCAAGUACUACAAAACGAGCGUCAAAAAGAAAGUGACUGAAGACAAAACAGAUGGAGAGCCUGAGGAGCGUUCUUGGUGGUCAUGUGAGCUGUAUCAGGCCAUCUUGAAGGCUCAGGUCCAGGCUCUGCUCGCGUUGGGAUUCCCCUCCAGACUAGAUGAGAUUGUGAUGCAGCUCUGGUUCCGUUUCUUGAGCAAGUCGGGCGCAGCGUUCUGUGAGACACCCAAAGCAGAUGACGCAAACACAAAUCUUCAGGAUGAAGCAAACACAAAUUGUGAGGAUGAAGCAAACACAAAUCUUGAGGAUGAAGAAAAGACAAAUCUUGAGGAUGAAGCAAACACAAAUCUUGAGGAUGAAGCAAACACCAAUCUUGAGGAUGAAGCAAGCACCAAUCUUGAGGAUGAAGCGGACAGCAAUCUUGAGGAUGAAGCAAACACAAAUCUUGAGGAUGAAGAAAAGACAAAUCUUGAGGAUGAAGCAAACACCAAUCUUGAGGAUGAAGCAAACACAAAUCUUGAGGAUGGAGCAAACACCAAUCUUGAGGAUGAAGCGAACACAAAUCUUGAGGACGAAGCAAACACCAAUCUUGAGGAUGAAGCAAACACCAAUCUUGAGGAUGAAGCAAACACCAAUCUUGAGGAUGAAGCAAACACCAAUCUUGAGGAUGAAGCAAACACAAAUCUUGAGGAUGGAGCAAACACCAAUCUUGAGGAUGAAGCAAACACCAAUCUUGAGGAUGAAGCAAACACCAAUCUUGAGGAUGAAGCAAACACCAAUCUUGAGGAUGAAGCAAGCACCAAUCUUGAGGAUGAAGCAAACACCAAUCUUGAGGAUGAAGAAAACACAAAUCUUGAGGAUGAAGCAAACACAAAUCUUGAGGAUGAAGCAAGCACCAAUCUUGAGGAUGAAGCAAACACCAAUCUUGAGGAUGAAGAAAACACCAAUCUUGAGGAUGAAGCAAACACAAAUCUUGAGGAUGAAGCAAGCACCAAUCUUGAGGAUGAAGCAAGCACCAAUCUUGAGGAUGAAGAAAACACAAAUCUUGAGGAUGAAGCAAACACAAAUCUUGAGGAUGAAGCAAGCACCAAUCUUGAGGAUGAAGCAAGCACCAAUCUUGAGGAUGAAGAAAACACCAAUCUUGAGGAUGAAGCAAACACAAAUCUUGAGGAUGAAGCAAGCACCAAUCUUGAGGAUGAAGCAAGCACCAAUCUUGAGGAUGAAGUGGACAGCAAUGAGGAGUGGGAGAAAGAUGCAGCCAAAACGCUGCCUCGCACUAAACGUGAGAAAGUAGGCAAGCGCAAGGGGAAUUCAGUCUGCAAAGAUGAGUGGUUGAGUCGUCUCAAGAUUCCCAAGAUAGCCCCGAGAUCCGAGGGCAAGAAGGUGUUACUGAGCAGCUGGGACAGCGUGUGCUUCAUGUACAUCGGACUGCAAGCACUGAAGGAGCACGUUCUGCUCUCUGACUUGCUUAGGUGGGUCCGCCAAGGUCAUCUCCCUCUGAGGUCAACAGCGGAUGUCCUUCCAGAGCACAUCUCAAAGGGUAUGGGCAAGGCGGAGAUCGCAAGGUUCUGCAACCCCGUUGUGUACCUGCCCGAUGUCAACCAUGUGUUCGGCCUCCUGAAGCAAUUGUCGGCCGAGUUGGACCUGAUCCCGCAACCCCUGAGCCUGACAGAGAUGGGCUUCCUCCUAGCAAGAGCGAUCCACACUCUCAAUCUACCAAAGGAGUUGUGCCAGUACACCCAUCGUUUAAGUCUCCAGGCCCCUCCAUCAAAGCUUGAGGAUCCAUUGAGCAACCCCAUAAGUCCAGAAUGCCAAGCUCUAGCUUACGUCGUUGUUGCCCUCAAGUUUCUGUUUGGCCUGGAUGACGACAACGAACACAUGGUUUCCUGCCAAACCAAGCAGUUACAGUCCUUGUUACCUGCAGAAGUCCACUUGUUCAACUGGGAUGUUUGGGUAGAGGCGCAGAAAUUACGACUUCAACAGAAGCUAAGCCGAGAGGGAUCUGUUCACGAUGCACGUGAUUUGAACAAGGUUCGUAACAUGCCUGGCUUUGUUCAGCACUUCAAAAGCUUCUACCAAGUGGAACCAAUUUACAAACACUUGUUUAUUUGGACAAACUAUAGACGUGGACGUCAAGAAAAGUUGAAGGAAUAUCAGCGCCCAUUCCUUUCCCUCAACAAGGAAUCCAACUCCUCGCCUCAGGCUUGCCCAGCUCCUAGCAGCUUUGCUACUGCCCGACCGACACCAAAGUCGGCCCAAUCGGACCAUCUUGACUGCAGUUCCCCUUCAGGAAAUGAUGAGGAUCACCCCAAACCGGCCACCGGCUUGAAGUGGGUUUCACGGGACUACCUGCUCCACGAGGACUUCUCGAGCCACACCCUGAAGCAUCUGACUAAUCUGCGGGAGCUUUGCGAGCAGCACAUCAUCCCGCCGACAGACGUCUUCAAGGCGCUAGACCAGGCCACGGAGGAGUUUCGGUCACGGAGCAGAGACUCCACUGAGCCUCGGGCGAAAAAAUCAGAGAGCACAAAAGUAAAAAGUUCCUCAGAGAGUUCAAGAACAGGCAAAGAAAGUGCUCGUGAAAACGGAAAGCACAGCUGUGACAACGGUGACACAACUACAGAGGACAGUGAAGAUGGAUUGAUCGUGCCCUCCGGGGAAGACAGGUGUAGUGAAACCAGUGAGCUUCUCAGAGAAACAGGCCUAGGCAGCCAGAACACACCCUAUGUGACUUACCCAACGUGUUCCCAGUCCGUUUAUUUCAUGAAACCGGAACACCAGCUGGAUUACUUUCACAGGUCCAUGGCCUGGCUCUUGGACUUGUGCAGUCAGAUGUGGGAGACGGACACAAAGCGGAAAUUCAUCUCCAGGUGUGUUCGCAGAGUGGAAAGUGUUUUAUUCAGUGACGGUCCCCGGACGUUUGGAAAGAACUCUAAAGUUUGAAAUCAGUCAAUCAUGCUGAGACAAGUGUUUCGGCCAAACAAACUAAUAGUUGUGCUUCUGGUUACCCUACCUACCCUAUUUUGACAGCCCCUACCCAAAUUUAUUUUUGGGAAGAAUGACUACACGCAG
Patiria miniata (bat star) is the source of this 3379-nucleotide messenger RNA. RefSeq lists its product as uncharacterized. Gene Ontology annotation, molecular function: RNA polymerase I core promoter sequence-specific DNA binding. The transcript is spliced from 11 exons. Lineage: Eukaryota; Metazoa; Echinodermata; Asteroidea; Valvatida; Asterinidae. The coding region runs from base 161 to 3250 and encodes 1029 amino acids. Gene Ontology annotation, cellular component: RNA polymerase I core factor complex; RNA polymerase transcription factor SL1 complex. The record is from RefSeq and is a predicted model, not a curated record. Gene Ontology annotation, biological process: nucleolar large rRNA transcription by RNA polymerase I; RNA polymerase I preinitiation complex assembly.